Molecule: messenger RNA, 3153 nt
Organism: Hypoxylon fragiforme
Lineage: Eukaryota; Fungi; Ascomycota; Sordariomycetes; Xylariales; Hypoxylaceae
Product: LCM-domain-containing protein
Exons: 7
Coding region: 1-3153 (1050 amino acids)
Biological process (GO): tRNA methylation; wybutosine biosynthetic process
Molecular function (GO): tRNA methyltransferase activity; protein binding
Source: RefSeq, a predicted model, not a curated record
AUGCCUUCUUCAACUACCAUCGUCAAGGGCCAGCAGGGUUCUAGUCGUUCAACUAGGCAACGUGCCUUGGAUGACUUGGUCAUGGCUACGAACAGCAGUAGCAUUGUAUCUAAGAGAAGUGUUGAACGCAUAUACUACCCGAAUGAGCCUCAUUUCUUUCGUUUCUUUGUCAAGAAAUUUCAACGACGUGCUCCCCUGAUAAAUCGGGGUUAUCAUAUCCGAUUACACAUAAUUGAUGUUGCCGUCCGGCGGUUUCUUGAGAGGCCCUCGGAUAAGACCAAGGUCGUUAUAAACCUUGGCUGUGGAAGCGAUGUGCUUCCAUGGCAGUGCAUGACCAGAUAUCCGGACCAGUGUCGUAAUGCUAAAUUCGUCGAUAUUGACUUUCCAGAUUUGAUCCAAAAGAAGUGCCGGGUCGUCCAGGAAACUCCGGAGCUCUCUUCUCCCUUGACCACUUUGAAGACCGACGUGGGAAACCAUGUGUUUUUACAGAGUGACCAAUACGUUCAAAUCGGAUGUGAUUUACGUCAUAUUCCCAGUAUAGAACAUGCACUCUCCAGUGUCGUCGAUAUUGCCAACUGCGAGUUUAUGUUCGUUGCUGAAGUGUCUAUCACUUAUAUGGAGACUCAGGGUGCAGACUCAGUCAUUAAAUGGGCCAGCAGUCUUGGGAAAGCCGAAUUUUGUUUGCUGGAGCAAAUCAUACCAGAUGGUGAAGAUCAUCCAUUUGCGAAAACUAUGUUGGCCCAUUUUGAGAAGUUGAAGACACCCCUGAAAUCUGUCUUCACCUAUCCAAACCUCCAUAGCCAACGGGAACGCUUCACCAGUCGGGGAUGGUCGCAGGUCGACGUGCAAUCCCUCUGGCAGGUAUGGUCCGAUUUCUCAUGGCUUUCAGCAGAUGCCAGACGGAAACUUGACGUCAUUGAGCCUUUUGAUGAAUGGGAGGAAUUCGCUCUUUUUGCUGGCCAUUACUGCGUAGUCAUUGCCAAGACCUACCCCGAAAAUACCCAAAUGGCUCUCGGUAGCCCCAGGGGUAAUGGAAAGCUUGAGAUUCCUGUGUCCAAUCCAAGAAUAGAUUUUAGAGAAUACUCUGGAACUCGGGGUCAACGUCGAUUUGGCUCUACGAUGAAGUUACGGAAUGAUCUAGGCGAGGAAUUUCUUGCCAACACGUUUGGGCUUGGUACGAAUAGUCGACUGCGUUCAUACGAUCUCUAUACGAAAGACAUUCCUCUUCGAGACGUAAAGACACACCGUACGGGUCCCGGUAGCCGUAUGUGCCACACUAUUACAGAUCUAGGUGAACACGGGAGUUUACUCGUAGGUGGCAGGGCUUCUCCUUCAGCCGCCCUGCGUGAUUGUUGGAUCUUUACAAAGAGUACCAAUGAGUGGCAACGAAUUGACGACCUACCGGUGCCCUUGUAUCGACAUGGAAUGACUAGACUUGGCCGCUCGAAUCUAGCUCUUUUGAUUGGGGGUAAAACUGGCCCUUCAGCCAUUUUUGGUGGCUGUCUUGUCUACCAGCCAGGCUCUGGCUGGGUGGAGUGUAACAUUAUAGGGUCAAAACACAUGCCAAUAUUUGGCUCUCUCCUAGCCAGUCAUCAAGAAGCAACUCGUUCUCCGACAGAUGAGGGAGUGCAAUUUCAUGGUGUUCUUGUAGGUGGUAUCUCUCCGGACGGUACUGUUGCUAGCCAACUCUUACGAUGGACUUUGACAUUGCCGGAAAAUGGCAAGCCUACUAUAUCAUUCACAGCUCUAUCGACAUUAAAACGCGAUAGUUCUGGGGAGCAGAUUUUGGAUAGCACAAACUAUCCUGAUAACCUGAUCAGCCGCUUUGGUGCUUCUGGCUUCAUUUCUCCAGGAGGAUACCUGAGUAUCAUCGGGGGCAUCAUUGCGAAUGACAUAAUCCCGCGAGAUCUCGAUGUCUUGAGUAUAGAUGUAUCCGACUCGAAUUAUAAAAUUCUUUCAGCAUGUCAUAUAGCAGUCAACCCACGGCCGUUACUGAUAGGCGUUUCAACUGAGUUAACGAACAAUGGGCAACUAGUGGUCAUGGGUGGUGGCGCCACAUGCUUCUCUAUGGGGACAUUCUGGAAUCCGGGCUGCUAUACACUGGAAUACAAUCCCAAGUCUCCUGUCCUUGGGUCGCCGACAUCAUCCUGUGAUGAUAGAAUUUGGAAACACUCAAAAAUUAUUGAGGUUGCAGAAGAUAUAGAACAUCAACCAUCCAUCUCAAGUCUUUCGACUGAUAAACAAGCUGCGAUCAAAGUCGAUAUACCAAGACUUCGAGUUAAUACGGCAGACGAAUUUCUGAAUCUGCUGAAGGCUGGGAAGCCUGUAAUCAUCAACAACAGUACCUUGGGAAGCUGUACGCAAACCUGGUCGUCAGAUUACAUCGUGCAGCAACUUGGCUUCGACAGAGAGGUGGUUGUCCACGAGGCCAAUAGCUCUAAGAUGGAUUUUAAUAGCAAGAAUUUCCUGUAUGUCAAAAGAAAGUUUGGGGAAAUGAUGCAGCAAAUCGAAAGUGGUCAUAAAUUGUAUCUUCGCGCCCUUUCGGAGGAUAGCCCAUCAGACCAGCCUGCCAAUAUCAAGGUCGAUUUUCCGCAGCUCGCCAGCGAUUUCAGUCUUCCAGAGGCACUAUCAUUCGUCACUGAGCACGAAUUCAGCUCGGUGCUGCGGAUAACUGGGCCAGUAAACAUGUGGCUUCAUUACGAUGUUAUGGCCAACGUGUACUGCCAAAUAACAGGCUCCAAAAGGUUUAUCCUGUUCCCGCCCUCAGAUGUCACUCGGCUUUCCUUUGCGCCAGGUGCAUCUAGUUCGAGUAUCGACGUGUUCUCGGAGCUUCAAUCACCAUCUCUAGCCGGAACUCAUCCUCAUGAAGCUGUGCUCAACCCAGGCGAUAUACUAUUUCUCCCACCUCUUUGGAUGCAUACUGCGACUCCGCUGAGUAACCUAGGCAUCGCUGUCAACGUUUUCUUUCGUAAUCUCGAAAUUGGCUACUCAACCGGGAGAGACGUGUAUGGAAAUCGAGAUCUUGCAGCUUAUGAAAAAGGUCGACAAGAUGUUGUACGUAUUGCUAACUCGUUUAGUAAACUGCCGCCAGAUAUGCGAGAGUUUUAUAUGAAGCGACUGGUAGACGAGUUUUCCCAGCAGACCCUUUGCUAA